GGAGACCCCCUUACCGACAGUCGGACAGGAGGGCCAGUGAGAACCACAUACGUACCGCAACCAACAGCAACGCCACCGCCCACAAACAUGCUCGCCGUCCUCGCCCUCGCCGCCCUGGUGGCGCUCUCCGGAGUGUCGGCCAGCCCCACGAGCAAGGUCGCGCCCUGGUGGAGCCACAUGGCCGCGCCCAAGAGCAUCCCGGUCACCGCCCUGGCCGUCCCGGUGGCCAACACCACGCCUAUGAUCAUCGCUCGGUACGGCUACCCGGCCGAGACGCACACGGUCCGCACGGCGGACGGCUACAUCCUCGAGAUGCACCGCAUCCCCAACCCCGGCAAGCCCGCCAUCUUCCUACAGCACGGCGUGCUGUCCUGCUCUGCGGACUGGGUGGUGCUCGGCCCCUCCAAGGCCCUCGCCUUUUUGCUGUACAACGCCGGAUAUGAUGUGUGGAUGGGCAACUUCCGCGGCAACACCUACUCCCGGGCGCACGAGACAAUGUCCCCCGGCGACAAGAAAUUCUGGGACUUCUCGUGGCACGAAAUGGGCAUGCACGAUAUCCCCGCCAUGAUCGACGCAGUCCUAGAGAAGAGCGGGCAGAAGAGCCUGAUCUAUGUCGGCCAUUCCCAGGGCACCACGGCCUUCUUCGUCAUGUCCUCCAUGCGCCCCGAGUACAAUGACAAGGUCAAGGCGUUCAUCGCCAUGGCGCCGGUCGCCUUCUUGGGCAAGGUGGGAUCGCUGCCCCUCAAGAUCAUCUCCAAGGGCGUGGACGAGCUCGAGUUCAUCACCAAAGUGCUUGGCGUCGCCGAGUUCCUCCCCAGCACCUCCUUCAUGAGUGCCAUCACCACCCGGGCGUGCGCCGACGGCUCCUGGAUCCAGAGUCUGUGCACCAACGUGCUGUUCCUCAUCGCAGGUUUCGACCCCGAGGAGCUGGACACCGAGAAGCUUCCCGAAAUCAUGAUCAACGUCCCCGCCGGCGCCUCCACUAAGCAGAUGGUUCACUUCGGUCAACUGAUCAAUUCUGACAAAUUCCGACAGUUCGACCACGGCAUGCUCAACAACCUCUGGCAGUACGGUAGCAUCCACCCUCCAGAAUACCCGCUGGAUAAAAUCUCCACUCGAGUCUACCUGCACUAUGCGGACAACGACCUUCUCGCCGUCCCUGCGGGUGUCGAGAGACUGAAGGCGGCGAUCAAGAAUGUGAGGCUAGUUAGAAGGGUACCACACAACACCUACAACCACUUGGACUUCCUGUACGGCAGGGACUCUGUGCCUCUGAUCUACGACCAGGUCAUGGACAGCAUCCGCGAAGUUCUGGAGGAAGAGCAGUAAACUUCCCGAACCGUCGCGGCCGCUGUGGUGGUCACAAUUAUUCACCAAGUUGUAAUCCGCAUCCAUAUCAUAACACUGAUAACUCGGAAGCAAAGAAUGUCACCUCGCUGAUUGUUGCUGUGAGCAUUUUCGCAUCGCGAAAGCAAAGACACUGAUAGGUUUAAGUAGUAUUAUGCCAUGUGCCAUUGUAUAUAAUAAACUAAACGACGGCUGGCUUUGACGUCAAAUCGUUUUCUUUUAUGUUUGUGUACCUGACCAUUGUAAUAUUUGUACAUAUGAAAACUCAAAUAAAGAUUGUUUUUAUGAAA
This is a messenger RNA of Frankliniella occidentalis (western flower thrips), 1637 nucleotides long. RefSeq names its product lipase 3. Gene Ontology annotation, biological process: lipid metabolic process. Gene Ontology annotation, molecular function: hydrolase activity, acting on ester bonds. The coding region runs from base 88 to 1329 and encodes 413 amino acids. Lineage: Eukaryota; Metazoa; Arthropoda; Insecta; Thysanoptera; Thripidae. The record is from RefSeq and is a predicted model, not a curated record. The transcript has 8 exons.